AUGGCAGCAUUGGAUCUGUCAACAGUUGGAUACUUGAUUGUGGGAUUGCUUACGGUUUAUAUUACUCACUGGAUUUACAAAUGGAGGAAUCCCAAAUGCAAUGGAGUUCUUCCUCCAGGUUCCAUGGGGCUCCCUCUUAUCGGCGAAACGAUUCAGUUAGUCAUUCCAAAUGCCUCUUUGGACCUUCCACCAUUCAUCAAAAAGAGAAUGAAAAGGUAUGGACCUAUUUUUCGAACAAAUGUAGCAGGCAGGCCAGUGAUAAUAACAGCAGAUCCUGAAUUCAAUCAUUUUCUUCUUCGACAAGACGGAAAAUUAGUCGACACAUGGUCAAUGGACACAUUUGCCGAAGUAUUUGAUCAAGCCAGCCAGUCAUCGCGAAAAUAUACACGACACUUGACUUUAAAUCACUUUGGCGUGGAAGCUCUCAGGGAGAAACUCCUCCCUCAAAUGGAAGAUAUGGUUCGAACAACUCUUUCGAAUUGGUCGAGUCAAGAAUCCGUUGAAGUCAAAAGUGCUUCUGUUACAAUGGCUAUUGAUUACGCGGCGAGGCAAAUAUAUAGUGGUAAUCUUGAGAAUGCACCACUCAAGAUAAGUGAUUUGUUCAGGGACUUGGUCGAUGGUCUAAUGUCGUUUCCCAUUAAUAUCCCUGGUACCGCGCAUCACAGAUGCCUACAGACGCACAAGAAAGUACGAGAAAUGAUGAAGGACAUCGUGAAAACUAGGCUCGAAGAGCCUGAGAGGCAAUAUGGAGAUAUGCUUGAUCAUAUGAUCGAAGAUAUGAAAAAGGAGUCGUUCUUAGACGAGGAUUUCAUCGUACAAUUGAUGUUUGGACUGUUCUUUGUCACUUCUGAUUCCAUUUCUACCACUCUAGCAUUAGCUUUCAAGUUACUUGCUGAACAUCCCUUGGUUUUGGAGGAAUUAACUGCUGAACACGAGGCGAUCCUCAAGAAACGAGAAAAAUCAGAAUCCCAUCUCACAUGGAAUGACUAUAAAUCUAUGACCUUUACUCUUCAGGUUAUAAAUGAAGUUCUAAGGCUCGGAAAUAUAGCACCUGGAUUCUUUCGUCGAGCUUUACAAGAUAUUCCAGUAAAUGGAUAUACAAUUCCUUCAGGAUGGGUGAUUAUGAUUGCCACUGCUGGCCUUCAUCUUAACUCCAACCAAUUUGAGGAUCCGCUUAAAUUCAAUCCAUGGCGCUGGAAGGUGUGCAAAGUUUCAUCUGUCAUAGCUAAAUGUUUUAUGCCAUUUGGAUCUGGUAUGAAGCAAUGUGCUGGUGCAGAAUAUAGUAGGGUGCUGCUGGCAACUUUUAUACACGUCCUCACCACAAAGUACAGAUGGGCUAUUGUCAAGGGAGGAAAAAUUGUUCGUUCACCGAUCAUAAGAUUUCCAGACGGAUUUCACUACAAGAUCAUAGAAAAAACUAACUGA
Messenger RNA from Olea europaea var. sylvestris, 1425 nucleotides. Its product is annotated as cytochrome P450 87A3-like. The coding region runs from base 1 to 1425 and encodes 474 amino acids. Gene Ontology annotation, biological process: sterol metabolic process. The record is from RefSeq and is a predicted model, not a curated record. Gene Ontology annotation, molecular function: heme binding; iron ion binding; oxidoreductase activity, acting on paired donors, with incorporation or reduction of molecular oxygen. Lineage: Eukaryota; Viridiplantae; Streptophyta; Magnoliopsida; Lamiales; Oleaceae. The transcript is spliced from 9 exons.